Molecule: messenger RNA, 3901 nt
Organism: Pocillopora damicornis (cauliflower coral)
Lineage: Eukaryota; Metazoa; Cnidaria; Anthozoa; Scleractinia; Pocilloporidae
Molecular function (GO): oxidoreductase activity
Source: RefSeq, a predicted model, not a curated record
UUGCGUGAAAACGCCGUAACCAUGAUAGUUCUUCAAAUAUGGUCUGUUUCAGAAGUAGAAAUGAGUGACUAUAACAAAGCCAUGCGGUGUUUGAACAGGAAUGCUGCAUUGAGCGAAAAAGGCAAAGAGAAAAAUUAAAAUAAUUUAGAAGUAUUCCAUAGUUGUUUGUUUACAAUAGCUUCUGCCUGUCAUCUAAGCGGAGAAAGCACGCUCCAUUCAAAUCAAAAGGGUUAUCGCCUAAGAGUAGGAUUUCUUGCGACACUAUUAAUAACGUCAAGUUCAGUUAACUCUGUUUAGAUCUGAGUAUAAACCGCAUGAAAAUGUCCAACAUUCAGACAUUCGACAGCUCGACAAUUUAAAGAAUAUGCGAAGAAGGAUACGACGUCACGAAACAGGAGUAUUAUUCGAAAAAGAGAUGCAUUUUUUCGUGCCGUGAUUGUUUCCAUAAAAAAUGUACUUUUCGCCUGUGGCAUAUUCUGCUAUUCCUGUUUAUAAUGAUCGUCAUUAUUGGUACACUAGCAGUUAUAAUCGCAAUGUUUAGCCCUGCAAGAGGUCCAGAUAUGAAAUACUCCAAUAAAAUCGGAUCAGACACUCAUGAAGGCGGCUGUAAAGGUGCUGAAGAGUCCACCACAGCACCAACAGAAUCUUCUGGCACAACCAAAGAAACGGACGAAAAACCAUCAACUGCUGCUCUAACAACCACAGAAAAACCAUCAAUUGCCACUCCAAUAACCGCGGAAAAACCAUCAAUUGCUGCUAAAACAACCACAGAAAAACCAUCAACUGCUGCUCCAACAACCACCGAAAAACCAUCAACUACUGCUCAACCAAAAACCACCGCACCAUCAACCGCAGCACAACCCACUACUACAGAAAAACAAUCAACUGCUCUUCCACCAACGACUAAUGUUCCAGCAACCACAGAAAAACCAACAACCACUGCUCAGGCAACCACAACACAACCAACAACCACAGAAAAACCCACAACUACUGCUUCACCAACAGUCAGUACUCCACCAACAACCGCCGCACCAACAACUACCGCACUAACUACCACUGCACCAACAACCACUGCACCCACAACAGCCGCACCCACAACCACCGCACCCACAACCACCGCACCCACAACCACCGCACCCACAACCACCGCACCCACAACCACCGCACCCACAACCACCGCACCCACAACCACCGCACCCACAACCACUGCACCCACAACCACUGCACCAACAACCACCGCACAACCCAAAACCAAAGAAAAACCAACAACCACUGCUACGGCAACCACAGCACAACCAAAAACUACAGAAAAACCAUCAACUACUGCUCCACCAACAACCACUCCUCUGGUAACCAUAGCACAACCAACAACCACAAAAAAACCAAUAACUACUGCUCCAUCAACAACCAUCGCACCAACAAGGACAGCACAACCCAGAACCACAGAAAAACCAACUACUGCUCCACCAACAACCACUGCUCUGGCAACCACAGCACAACCAACAACCACAGAAAAACCAACUACUACUCCACCAACAACAAUUGCUCCAACAACCUGUGGUGAAGAGCCCACAUCAAAGGAACAGGCAGAGCAUCCAAUCACAACCAAGGAUGCCAAGCGGACCACAGCACCAACAAAACCCCCUGGCACAACCAAAGAAAAGGACGUAACCACAAAAAAGAAGCCAACAGAACCUCCGACCCCACCCAAGGCAACUGAGCCGCAACCCAAUCUGAAACCAACAACUCCUCAGGAAACAACGGUGAAAACUGAGCCUUCUCCUACUACUACUGAAACAAAAGCCAGUCUAAAAUUCUCACCUACUACUGCAGCUCCCACCUCAGAGGCAACGACUCAAACCACGACACGUCCUAAAAGAACUCAGGAUACUACCACAGCACAACCAACAACCACAGAAACACCAACAACUACUGCUCCACCAACCACAGCACAACCAACAAACACAGAAAAACCAUCAAAUUCUGCUCCAACAACCACAGCACAACCAUCAAGCACAGAAAAACCGGCGACUACCGCAUUACCGACAACUGCUGCUCCAGCUGCAUCAGCUGCUAAGCCGACAACGGCAGCAGCGAUUACGGACCCUCAAAGAAAUAUCUUAGAGUGCGGUACAGCCAUAGUUGGCGCAGGUACGGGUGGCUUAUUGGUGGCAUAUUCACUUUUUGACAAGACGAAUGAAACAAACGUCUGUAUCUUCGACACAGAGGACAGCGUUGAAAACAUUUAUGACCAUGUUUUUCCCCAAGUACCGGAUGUUGUAGCAGGCUUAGGACAGUGGGACAUUUCCGGUGACAACUAUGCAGAACAAGACCUUUUACAUCAUUUAUUCAACUAUAAUGACGUCUUGUGGAACUCAAAAACUAAACGUGUUGAAGCUCGUAGACAGAAUGCAAGUAGCUUUGAUGAUUUGAAAUUAAAGGCAUUUCCAACUUUACGGGAUCAUACGCCACUCAACAAUAAAACACUCACAGAAACUGCAGCUUUCAUCAGUAUGAAUGAGAGGAAUUUCACGCAGUUCUCAACCGCAGAGACUUUCCUUUCGUACGGACUGUCCCCGGAGGGAACCAAGCUUAUGGCAGAAAAGUUUGGCUUCAAGGGUGACUACAUGCAAGCCAUAAAUCCAAUGUGUUAUAGAACUUAUCUUGAGAAAGAAUAUUACGUGAACUCCGCAUCAUUAGAUGCGAGAAGGCCCCCUAAUUCCAAAGGAUUGUCCGAAAUUGUCACAGAGCUCACCAAAAAAGUGGAAAGAGGAGGCGGUAAAAUUUAUCGUAAAGACACAGUUGCUUCGAUCACCAAAGAAGGACAUCAAUUUCUUCUUCAAACUACCAAAUUAACUGUGAUAGCCAAUAAAACAGUUAUCACUGUUGGACCAGCCGCACUGAAGAAGAUCGAAAUAUUCAUUCGAAAUAUUACAGGCCAACAAAUAUUCGAAUCAAUUGUUGGUGUGCCUGCAUUCUACGGGGCAGCGGUAUAUGAUAAGCCAUGGUGGAAUGAUACAACUGCUACUCAAAAUAGUAACAACUUGCAGCCUUUGGAAAAGUUCAUAUCCGAUAGGGACUUCCUGGGAAUUACCAUGCCUUACAAUGGUAAUGGAAUCAGCGGAAGAGUUGUGCUGCACACAAUAGCCAAUAACGGAGGAUGCAGCGAUAAGUGGGGGAAACUUUUGGAGAUUUCUCAAUCUAAUGAUGUCAUCGACAAAGAACUGAAACGCGCUCUGAAGUACAAGUUUCAACGUGGUAUUCCCGAUCCUUUGGAGACUACGUACAAAUAUUGGAAGGAAGGGUUUUGGUUUCUUCAGAAGCCUGGGGCCAACUUUAACUCAACGGCCAUUCGGCAGUGGGCGAGACGACCGCUGACCGGACAAGAUGUGUUCUUAGUGAACAGAGCGUAUUACGAUUUCGGUGGAUAUCUGGAGUACACCAUACGAUCUGCUUUUGAGGCCGUACAAGAGGGUUGGAAUUCUGAGCUUGUAAUUGAUAUAUACGAUCCGUAAAGGCGCUGAAUACUUAGAUUUUCUGGUUGAUAUUGAUGGCAUGAAAAGAAAAUUAUGGUUUUGAAAAAUAGUUAACAUAGAUUAGAAAUGAUGGUAGUAUGUGCGUUUAGAGGCGCUAGUUUUUUAAAAAGAGCCGUGUGAAUUUCUUAAGUCUUUGAAUACAUUACGACACCAAGUAAGAAAUCAAAUGAGAAAAAUGAACUAAGCAUUUAAGGAAGCAUUUAGUUUAAAGGAGACUGCGUCAAAAAGUUUGCCGAAAGAUAUCGACUUCUUUUCCGGGAUUGCCUUAGAAUUAAAAAAAAUAUACAGAUAGCCUCGAAUCAGCUUUGUAAAUAUUGAUGAACUUUUAAUUCUGAUAUGUCUCUUUAUCCAGCUUAAUAACGAUC